UUCCCUCCGAGCUGAUUUCAAACCUUUUACAUUUUCAAGGCCCAGAGUUUUUAUUGCAACCUGAUCAUCUAUGGCCCGUGUCUACUAUCUCCGAGUUAACUUUACCACCGAUCGAUCAACUCCCUGAGACGAAGUGUACAGCAAAUGUUUUACAUACACACGAAGAGGAGAGUGGUGAAUCAAUUAUUCAACGAUUUUCAUCGUUGACAAAAAUGCAACGUGUGUUGGCGUACUGUUUUCGCUUCGCCCGUCGUCAAAAUAGUCCUAGGAUCAACGGACCAAUCAAUCGGAUGGAAUACGACCAUGCACUGAACGCGGCUAUUCUGUGUACGCAAAUGAAAUAUCUGUCGGAUCUACAUAAACAGGUAAAAAAUAAAGGUUCCAUAACUCCGUCAACUACAGCACAAUUAGCUCCUUUCAUCGACGCAUUAGGGAUCAUCUGAGUCGGCGGGAGAUUAAAACACGCACGGUUAAAUGAAAAUGCGAAAUAUCCAAUUCUUUUACCUCAAAAGACUCAUCUUACAGAGCUAAUCAUUCGACACUUUCAUCUUAUUUCGUUGCACGGAGGGUCACGAUUAGUACUUUCAAUGAUACAUCAAAAAUUUUGGAUCAUUUCCGGCCGAGCAGCUGUCCGCAAUUUUACUUAUUCUUGUGUUCUUUGUACCAGAUUCAGAAGUAUGAACCCACGACCUUUUAUGGGGGAUCUGCCAGCUGUAAGACUUGUAGCAAACCGACCAUUUUUCAACAUUGGGAUGGAUUAUGGUGGACCUUUCAUGGUUCGUGAAAGCCGACGUCGCGGUGCACGUACUAAAAAAAUAUAUUUAGCAGUAUUUGUAUGCAUGUCGGUGAAGGCUGUGCACCUGGAGACCGUAUCAGAUAUAUCCACUGACGCAUUCCUUGCUGCUUUAGACAGGUUCGUCGCUCGACGUGGCAUUCCAGAUAGCAUGUAUACAGAUUGCGGUACAAAUUACGUUGGCGCUGCAAAACAAUUGAAGAAAUUGUUUGAUGAAGUUUCCAAUCAGCAUACAUUAUAUAAUCGUAUACCGUGCAAGUGGCAUUUUAAUCCACCGGGAGCCCCACAUUUUGGCGGGAUUCUGGAGGCUGCCGUCAAGAGCGCAAAGGCCCAUUUGAGGAAGGUGAUUGGCGCUCAAAUAUACACUACCGAGGAAUUCACUACGCUCAUAACGCGGAUCGAAGGUGUUUUGAAUUCUCGACCGAUGCUACCGCUCUCCAGUGAUCCGAGCGACUUAAGCGUGUUGACCCCAGGUCAUUUUCUUAUUGGGCAACCGUUAUUAGCACUUCCAGAAGAGGAUGUAGUAGACAUUCCCACUAACCGUUUAAAUCGUUGGCAAUUACUCCGCCAAGCUCUACAGUCCUUCUGGCGUCGAUGGAGCAAUGAGUAUUUGCACACAUUACAAGGGAGGCAAAAGUGGUUCAAGCAAGUACCAAGCCUAUCGGUUGGCGAUCUUGUUGUCAUCAACACACCGUCACGACCGGCCAUGGCGUGGCAGAUCGGUCGAGUUAUCCAGGUUCACCCAGGUGCGGAUAACAUUGUGCGUGUAGUGACAGUCAAGACGCCGGAAGGUAUUCUCAAGCGUCCUGUUGUCAAGCUAGUGAAACUUCCAGUUGAUCCAAAACCUUAAGAAAGGCUCCCAUAUUACCAACAUAU
Molecule: messenger RNA, 1669 nt
Organism: Myzus persicae (green peach aphid)
Lineage: Eukaryota; Metazoa; Arthropoda; Insecta; Hemiptera; Aphididae
Exons: 1
Coding region: 588-1643 (351 amino acids)
Biological process (GO): DNA integration
Molecular function (GO): nucleic acid binding
Source: RefSeq, a predicted model, not a curated record